AUGCACAUGGGCGCACUGGAGAACAGGCGUCACUCAGCCGAGCGCUUUCAUUGGAUGAUUUCAGCCGAUUACAGAUCUGACAAACAAGAACCAAAACAGCAUCGGUGCAGCCACGCGAGGGGACAUAAACCAAAACUAGUUCACCGUUUUGACGGCAUUCAUGGGUAGUAGUUUUCGUCGGAACUUCUUCACGUAGAACAGACUUUUAUUAUUAUUAUUACAAGUAUUUAAACCCCAAAGUGGGUUGCAUGUGAAGUGACAUGGCUAGCAAACUCGUCUCCAAGUUGCUUCGGUCGUCUUUGCUAACUCAAGCUGCUCCUCCGCCGUCAAGCCUCUUACUGCUGCGGGGGAGAUUUGGGGUUUUAGCGGGAACAGCGGCCAGACACUCCUCCUCCAGCGGCGGUCCACCGGAGAGGAUAAGUCGCUAUCCGGUUCCUUACAGAAAAAACUUGCCUUAUGAUAUAGUAGAGCUCAUGGAAGAGGUUGAGGCAAAGGGAGGUUUUUUGCCCAAUGUCUUCAAAGUCCUGUCUCACAGACCUGCAGAGUUCAGAGCCUUCUUCGCCUACUACAAUGAGUUAAUGAACAAAGAUACAGGCAACAUAACCAAGGCAGACCGUGAGUUAAUAGUAGUGGCCACCAGUAUUCACAACAGGUGUCUUUACUGUGUGGUGUCUCACAGUGCUCUGCAUCGGAUAUAUUCAAAGAAACCAACUGUUGCUGAUCAGGUCAUAGUUAACUAUAGAAACGCAGAGCUUAGCCCUCGGGAGCUGGCGAUGCUGGACUUUGCGAUGGCCGUGUGCCGCUGCGACACCAUCACAGAGGAGCAUUUUCAGUCCCUGGAGGAAGUCGGCUUUGACCGCGAGGACGCCUGGGACAUCGCGGCCAUCGCUGCUUUUUUCGCCAUGUCUAACCGACUCGCCCACUUAACUGACAUGAGGCCCAACCUUGAAUUCUAUAACAUGGGCCGUGUGCCGCGGGACAAACGCAAAGAAAAGGCUGAAGAUCAGGAUUGAGAAGCAAGGAGGGGGUGUUGCACGAUUGUCUGAAAGCACGAGAUAAAUGGGACGUUGUGAGGUCACAUCACCACCAAACACAAACAAAAAAAAAGUUCUGUUCGGCUUCCACUCUUAUAAUACGUUCUAUAUUCUUUGUCAGAUCUGCUGGGAGGACAUUAAGGCUGGAUUUACACUGAACA
Molecule: messenger RNA, 1195 nt
Organism: Oryzias melastigma (Indian medaka)
Lineage: Eukaryota; Metazoa; Chordata; Actinopteri; Beloniformes; Adrianichthyidae
Exons: 5
Coding region: 261-1013 (250 amino acids)
Molecular function (GO): peroxiredoxin activity
Source: RefSeq, a predicted model, not a curated record